Molecule: messenger RNA, 4619 nt
Organism: Stylophora pistillata
Lineage: Eukaryota; Metazoa; Cnidaria; Anthozoa; Scleractinia; Pocilloporidae
Product: matrilin-1
Source: RefSeq, a predicted model, not a curated record
AUGCCUUAAGUUUUCUGGUGUGUUUCAUCCUUCGAUCUAACGAAAUCUGUUUAGAUGUUUCGUCUUGCGGAACUGAUAGGAUAAUUUCAGUUGGCCGUUAAUGCUAGUCGUUCAUGAUCUGUUGUUGGCUCCGGCACGCACGACAUCGAAGACUUCGCAAGCUCCAGUACCUGAGAAUACUGAUGACAAUCUAACGCGGCAUCACUUAGAACCAAUGAUGCAACAAGAAAGAAUGACAUCGGGAAGUUUUCGACGACCUCUGAGAAAUUUGGUUCUCCCGCAAAUAAGCUGCCAGUUGGUCAGAAGUAUAACUUGAUUAAAAAUCAUUUUGUACCACCGAUUAACUUCAAGUUUCCAACGCGAUUUCUUCAUCAGUGCCGAAGAGGGUUUCAGUGACCGGCGAUACCUCAGUGAGUACUCGUGGAUGGUCUACAGCCCUUCAGUAGAUGGAGUAUUCUGUAAACACUGUGCUUUGAUGAUACCUAUGCAUUGCAGGAAAGACAAGGGUGCUUUUGUUAAAGAGCCUUUCAAAAACUGGCACAAGCUUCAAGAAAAGGCAAAAAGACAUGAGCAAAUGAAGUACCAUCACGAUGCAAUGAUCAUUACCGAAUCCUUCGUUAAUUUGGUUGAAAACCCAGAGCAAAACGUGAACAACCGAAUAGAUGACGAAAAGCGGAAGAAUAUUAUCAGAAAUAGGCAUAUCGUUAAAUGUGUUUCAGAAGCCAUUCUUUUCUGUGGUCGACAAUGCAUUGCCCUGCCGUGGAGAUAAUGAAGUCUUGAACAAAGACAGUUGUGGAAAUACAGGCAAUUUCUUAGCGGCUUUAGAGGUGAUAGCUAACCACGACGACAUUUUGAAACGACACUUAGACAUUAUCCAACUCUCCAGCAGCAACAUUACUUACAUGUCGCCUUUAAUCCAGGAUGAGAUCCUUGAAAUUAUUGGACAGGAUGUCGUAUUAAAGAAUCUGCUAGAGGAAAUCAAGGCUGCCAAGCUCUGCAGUAUAAUGGCGGACGAGGUAACGAGUCACAACAAAGAGCAACUAGCGUUGUUUGCACGCUUCAUCGACAAGAACAACGAUGUCAGAGAGGACUUUAUUGCCUUUGUUCAUCUGCCUCGAAUAACCGGCGAGGUAAUAGCGGAAACGAUAGUGUCUACUUUGCAAGGUCUUGGUCUGGAAAUAGAGAAGUGAGGGGUCAGGGGUACGAUGGUGCCGCUAACAUGUCCGGUGAUGACGUGGGGGUUCAGCGUCGAAUAAGAGGGCACUCGCUAAAGGCUGGAUAUGUACACUGUAGUGGUCAUUGCCUGAAUCUGGUAACUCCCACAGCUGUGCUUUAGCGCAUAUCAGGAAUGUGAUCGAUAAACUGAAGCGAUGCUGCUUGUAUUUCCAUGGAAGCCCAAAGCGAGAGGUCCAUUAUUACGAAGGCCAUAACAGAGGCAAGUCGCCGCAACGGACUUAUCGAUAUGUGCAGGACGAGAUGGGCCGCGCGCCACACGGCAUACACUCAUUUCUACCAGGCGUACCUCUACGUCAUUGCAGCCUUAGAAAACAUUUCCUGUGGGGCUAAUCACGAGAUGUGUGGCGAGGAGUACCAAGAUGCUACCUGGGACCGAAAGAGCAAGAAGACGCGGUUGCACUGUUGGCAAAUCUAGCAACUUUUGACUUUAUUGUAUCAUUUCUUGUGCUCUACGAAUUCAUCUCUAACUUCUCAGGUGUCACCGUGAAGCUGCAGGGCCAGUAAAUUGACAUUCUCUCAAGGCAUAUCAAGAGAUUUGUCUGUGUUGGCGCCAGGCCUCCUCUGUCUCGUACCAUCAGUGCUGUGUGACAGGGCCGGCCCGGAUUUGCCAAACGCCGAUGAGAUCAUCAACAUCUUCAAAGAUGAUCUCCCGUCGCCGGAGCUUUUACGUCAAGAACGUCUUCGAUUCCAGAUCAGAUACUCCACAAAACCGAAGGAAGACAGGCCAAAUACAGCAGCCAAAGCUCUUAAGGAGUGCGAUGAUGAUCUCUUUCCAAAUAUAUCUGCGCCCCUCAAGAUAUAUGCACCACAAUUCGUACAACGAGCUGUGAAUAUGAAAGAAGUACGAGUUCUUUAAGGCGGCUGCCUUACUACUGCUACUUUGCUGCCUGUGAAAGCGAGAACUGGGACCCACACAAUCUUUACGUCCGAUGUGGGGUCCAGACAUCUAAACACCAAACGACGCAGCUGCAGAACCAUCAUAGUGACCAGCUCAGACGAUUCGUACACAGUUUUAAAACUCCGUCAAUAUUCAGACCCGAACCGCUGGCCGAUUUUUAGCCGUCCCAAUAUUCAUUUAUAACCUACGCACGAGUGCGUGAACGGAUACACUUUGGAAGAGUCAAGCAAGUAAAAUUGAAAAAAAAAAGCCGUAGUGCAUACUUGUGACCUUCUUAACAAAAACAACUGAAUUAUUACCUAUGAAAGGAAAGUGUGAUAUUUUUAAGGGUACAGUUAAACAGCUUAUUAUCAUUCCAAUAUUAUUCCAAAUGUGUCAUUUUACCAAAUAUGGUCACGAGAACGCACAAAACAUGCCACGAUUUUACGCCGUAGAUUAGGGAAAAAUACGGAGCGACAAAAUGGCCGAUGCAUUCGAUUCGAUUAAACGAUUCGCGUGACAAAUUUUUUGUUGGUCACUAAGGACACUUUAAUGGUUUCGUUCGUAUUGUUCUCGUCUUCCGCCAUCGAUACGAUCGACAGAUAAGGCCGUAGCAUAUCUUCGCAAACUAAAAUCAAACUAUCCAGGCGUAUAAAUGUUAAAACAUCGAAGAAAGUGUACUUAGUGCCUCACGUCUUUCUUAUCACUCCCAGGUCGCCCUUUUUCGGUUCCAGGCCUUAUAUUUGGUGCUUACUUAUCAAAACGGACGCUACAUAAACAAACCGUAUUUAACGCAGGUGAUAUUCCUAUUUAAAAUAAGAACAGACCUCACCUUAAACAAGCGUAACAUGGAAAACACACCUUAUAAGUAUGGAGACAAAACGACUCAAAUGAAUGGGUGCGAGUGAUUCUAGCUGGGCACAGAUCGACUGGGCACGAAACGACUGGUAACCAAAAGAGGAUUGGUUCAGUUGCUUCGCCUGAGAGAAAAAGUUAGGUUCGAUCCAAUAAAGGAGAUUUUUAUGUUGUUUGCCAUUUGUGGGGACUCCUUGUACUAAAGAUCUCAGUGUAAUAGAGGUUUGUGAGUCGAGUUCUCCACUUAUAAACUGGGUAAAACGAAAUGAUACGACUUUGCAUGCAGGCUUGUGUUCUGAGUUCAAUGCUGUUAGCCGUUUCGGCGGUGUCUGGCUGCACGAUUGAUCUUGGUUUGAUUGUGGAUGUAACACGGAGUAUCAAAAAAGAAAACAUCGUUACUGUAAAAGCGAGAUUGGCCAAACUGGUGCAACAGUUUGGCGUGUCAGAAGAUGGCACACACGUAUCAUUGGAAACAUUUGAUAGUAAAAGCACCAUCCAUAACUAUUUCAAAGAAACCGAUCACCACAAUGAAGAAGCUGUUCUUCGUCUGAUAGACCAUGCUAUCGACAAACUGUCUAAGCCAACUCGACUGGACCUUGCUUUGAAAAAAGCUGAUGAAGAAAUGUUUACCAGGGCGAAUGGAGACAGGGCUGGAGUGGAGAACGUAAUGGUUCUGUUCACAGAUGGUCGAUCACAUCCCUCUCAGACUGAAACUGAUGUUUACAAAACAUACGUGGAAAAUAUGAAGAAAAGAGGUGUCCGUGUGUUCGUUUUUGGAAUUGGUCCGGAUUCACGGAAGGAAAAACACCAGGAAGUGUUGAGGCUUAUUGGAGGGGAUGCUGUGUUCUUAGCCCAAGAUUAUGGCAAUAUCGAUGAAGCGAUCAAAAACUUCAUGGAUUUGAUGUGUCCUUGCAAGAAUUCUGAAGGAAUGGACUUGGCCCUUGUGGUGGACAAGACAGCCAGCAUUGGAAGGGAAAACUUCUUGUUACUCAAAGGUUUUAUCCUUGAGCUCGUCCAAGGACUGCCAAUUGGGCCCGACCAGACCCACACUGGAAUUAUUCUGUUUGCCAGGGAACCAACGUUGUUGAAUACUUUUGCGGACAUAAGGUACCACAGCAGCGAGGCGUUGUACAAUCUUGUUGACCGCAUCGAUUCAAGAUUGGGCACAAGAACGUUCAUCGACAAGGCGCUGAACGCAGCGAACACUUCACUGUUUACUACAAAGGGAGGUGAUAGGCCUUAUUUCCCAAACAUGCUGAUUCUCCUUACAGAUGGAAGAACAAAUAGAGCCUCGGAACCAUACGCAAAUAUCAUUCCUUCACUUAAGGCUAAAAACGUUAAAAUUAUCGCUGUUGGUAUCGGAGAUUAUCGGAAGUUUCGGGGUCAACUGGAAGAAAUUGCAGGAGACUUCGUUUUCAACGUCCAAGGUUUUAGCGAAAUAUCCACUUUGUAUAACGGCAUCAUGUCUGAAAUCUGCGGAUGAGUACUUGAAGCAGUAUUCAGCGGUUUACUUAGGGAUUGAAAAACGAGAUGUGUCAAGUAGAGUAAUGUAAUGGGCACUCAGUAAAUAUAUAUGACAGUACGUAAAAAAAGGUGUUGAGAGGUUUUAUCUCCUGAAAGGACCAGUCAUCAUUUAUUUCCUUGAGGGGGG